AUGUCCCCUGAUCCAGAAACCCCCGACGACCCCUCUCCGGGCCCCGUAUACACCACCUUCUCCAAGUCCUCCAAGCGAUGGAUCAUCGCCAUGGCCGCGUUCGCGAGCUGUGCCUCGCCCAUGACGGCCAACAUCUACUUUCCCGCCCUGAACUCUCUCUCGGCAGACCUGGGCGUCUCGACCAGCCUCAUCAACCUGACUCUCACCACCUACAUGGUCUUCCAGGCCGUGGCGCCCACUGUGGUCGGCGACCUGGGCGACAUGGCCGGCCGACGACCAGCGUUUAUCCUAGCCUUCACCAUCUACAUCCUCGCCAACCUCGGCCUAGCCCUGCAGCACAACUACGCCGCCCUGCUGGUGCUGCGCAUGGCCCAGAGCGCGGGGAGCAGCGGGACGCUAUCGCUGAGCUUCGCCGUCGUCUCGGACGUGGCCGUGAGCGCCGAACGCGGCGUCUACAUGGGCAUCAUCACGGCAAGCAGCAACAUUGGUCCCGCCCUGGGCCCCGUGCUGGGCGGCAUCCUGGCCCAGUUCCUAGGCUGGAGGGCCAUCUUCUGGUUCUGCCUCAUCUACGCCGCCGUUUGGCUCGUACCCUACGUCCUGACCGUGCCCGAGACGUGCAGAAACGUGGUAGGGAAUGGCUCCAUCCCCGCCCCGGCUUGGAACAUGACGGUUAUCGAGCUGUUCCGUUUCCGCCGGCGGCGUCACGAUCAGAAGCAGAAGGAGAAGCAUACCGGCCCCUUAAUCACCCCUCUGGAGGACAGCCCUCCGAAUCGAAACCGCAACCUGCGCUUCCCCAACCCAUUCAACGCGCUGCGCGUACUUCUCGAAAAGGACGUCGGCCUGCUCUUGUUCUACGGUUCGCUGGUGUACCUCGUCUUUCUCCUCGUAUGCGCAACGCUCUCCACGCAACUAGCCGAAACCUACCACCUCAGCGACCUUCAGGUCGGGCUGUGCUACCUGCCGUACGGGGUGGGGUGCGCUGUCGCCGCAUUUCUGCAAGGGCUUGUCCUCGACCGGCACUACCGCCGCAUCGCCACGCGCAUCGGCUUCCCAAUCGACUACAAGCGCGGGGAUAACGACCUGCGCGGGUUCCCCAUCGAACGGGCGCGCAUCGAGCCCGUCUACCCGAUCCUGUGCGUAGGCAUCGCCGCUGUCGUCGCCUAUGGCUGGGUCCUGCAGGCCGGGCACAGUCUCGCGGGGGUUUUGGUCCUGCUGUUUGUCAUUGGGCUGUGCGUCGCGGGGACUUUCUCCCUGCUCAACGUUCUCGUCGUGGACCUCUACCCCGACGCCCCCGCGACUGCCGUGGCGGCAAAUAACCUGGUGCGUUGUCUAUUCGGCGCCGGGGGCACGGCCGUCAUUGAGUCCAUGUUUAGCGCCAUGGGCAGGGGCUGGACCUUUACCUUCUGGGCUCUUGUUCUCGUGGUGUUUUCGCCUAUUCUGUGGGCGCUGACCGUGAGAGGCCCCCAAUGGCGAGAGGAGAGGAGGCUCCGGAAGCUUGAAGAGAAUGAAAAGAAUGCCCAGACAGGCGUGACAGAUAGUAGCUGA
Canariomyces notabilis is the source of this 1545-nucleotide messenger RNA. RefSeq names its product MFS general substrate transporter. The transcript has a single exon. The coding region runs from base 1 to 1545 and encodes 514 amino acids. The record is from RefSeq and is a predicted model, not a curated record. Lineage: Eukaryota; Fungi; Ascomycota; Sordariomycetes; Sordariales; Chaetomiaceae. Gene Ontology annotation, cellular component: plasma membrane. Gene Ontology annotation, molecular function: transmembrane transporter activity. Gene Ontology annotation, biological process: transmembrane transport.